AUGAGCCACGAUCUUGAAAAUGCAGUUGAUCUGCGGUCGUGGCAGCUACAGACCAGAUUCAUAACGCAGGCUCACAGUAGAAAAGUUUAUGUAAGUAAAAUGACAGAGCAGGAACUCAAGAUGUUACACAAACAGGAGCCAGGAAUUCGUGUACUCGCAGAAAAGUUUCAAGUUGGAAAAACACAGAUCGCGGAUAUUGUUUCUAACACAGAAGAAAUUUAUAAAGCGUGGGUUGAAAAUGGAAAUGAAGAACGAAAAUUAACGAAACUAAGAAAAUGUGAAGGCAGUGUGAUUGAUAAAGAACUUUUGGUCUGGUUUAGCAAAACUCGAGAAAAAAAUUUACCAGUUUCCGGACCAACAAUACAAGAAAAGGCUAAACAACUUGCUGAAGUUCACGGAUUAAACGACUUUAAAGCUUCAAACGGGUGGCUAGAAAAAUUUCGAAAAAGGCAUAACAUUUCGUUUAAAUCUAUCUGUGGGGAAGCUUCAUCCGUUGAUAGAAUAGCUGUUGAUGACUGGAAGAAAAAAUUGCCAAACAUAAUCGAUAAAUAUGAAAAGCGAGACAUCUUCAAUGCCGACGAGACUGAACUUUUUUUUAGAGUUCUACCCAAUAAAACUAUGGCAUUUAAAAAUGAAACGUGCAAUGGUGGAAAAGUUUCAAAAGAACGGUUGACUGUGCUAUUGUGCUGUAAUAUAAUAGGUGAGUUUGAACGUCCUCUCAUCAUUGGUAAGGCAAAACGACCGCGGGCUUUCAAAAAAUUAGACGUAAAUAAAUUUCCCGUUGACUGGUGUUGGAAUAAAAAGGCCUGGAUGACGACACAGAUUAUGACAGACUGGCUCAUGAAAUUCGAUAAACAAAUGAUUAAAAGUCAAAGAAAAGUACUACUUUUUGUCGACAAUGCAGCUCCUCAUCCCCAUCUUAAACUAAAAAAUGUCGAGCUAGUCUUUUUUCCCCCAAAUAUGACGUCUCACUGCCAACCUUUGGACCAGGGCAUAAUCCAACAAUUUAAAAAGCUCUAUCGUAAGCAACUGUUACAAAAAGCUGUUGCUGAUUUGGAUGCUGGAGAAUCUAGCGCUAUAAAUGUUUUGGACGCUGUUCACCAAGUCGAUGAACAAUUAGAACAAACAAUUGAUACUGGAGAACAAUCCGUAAUAGAUAGAGAACUUUUAGCUCUCAUCACACUGAUCGACAGCAGUGUUGAAGUAGAGACAUAUUUUGAAUUAGACAAAAUCAUUUCCACUCACGACACCAAUCUAACGGGCACCGAUGAUCCUGAUGAGCCCGAUGAGCCCGAAAAUAAGGAAGAAGACGAGCCUGCAGAAGCAGAAACUUCAAAAUAUCAAAUUACAAGUUUACAGGAUGUUUUGUCUGCUGUAAAGAGCGUUCAUUAUUAG
This is a messenger RNA of Acyrthosiphon pisum (pea aphid), 1395 nucleotides long. Its product is annotated as tigger transposable element-derived protein 4-like. Lineage: Eukaryota; Metazoa; Arthropoda; Insecta; Hemiptera; Aphididae. The transcript has 4 exons. Gene Ontology annotation, cellular component: nucleus. The record is from RefSeq and is a predicted model, not a curated record. The coding region runs from base 1 to 1395 and encodes 464 amino acids. Gene Ontology annotation, molecular function: DNA binding.